AUGAGACCUCUCCGCCCCAUAGCCUCCGCGCUACGCCUUCAAGCACCACCCAGAUCACCGCGACCCGCAUCACAUUCGCCAUGCCUCCUCUGCGCUCACCGCACAUCUCCACCAACGCUAUCACGUCGCUAUCAAUCUACCGCGACCUCUACCGCGACCUCCACCGACCCAAACACCACCGCCUCACCGCAAUCCCCUCCCCAAACACACUUCGACUUUUUCCCCAAUACACUCCCCUCCGGCCCUCCGCCCGCCGGCCACUUCACCAUCGACACCACCACCCUCAAACGCGAGUUCCUGCAGCUCCAAGCGCGCGCGCAUCCAGAUUUGCACCCGCCUGAGAAUAAAACGAAAGCGCAGGCUCUUUCUGCACGUAUAAACGAGGCGUAUAAAACGCUGCAGAAUCCGUUGUUGCGCGCGCAGUACCUGCUUUCGCUGAGGGGGAUAGAGGUCGCGGAGGAUGAGACCGCCAAGGUAGAUGAUCCGGAGCUGCUGAUGGAGGUGCUCGAUGUAAGGGAGCGGAUCGAAGAGGCGGAGAGCGAGGAGGAUCUGCUGGAGAUGAAGGGGGAGAAUGAGCAGAGGAUAGCAGACAGUGUGAGGGUGUUGGAGGAGGCGUUCGCGAGGGAUGAUGUCCAGGCUGCGAAGGGCGAGGCAGUCAAGUUGAGGUAUUGGGUUAAUAUUAAGGAGAGCUUGGACGGUUGGGAGAGGGGGAAGCCUGUUGUUUUGGAGCACUAG
Messenger RNA from Didymosphaeria variabile, 735 nucleotides. RefSeq names its product molecular chaperone (gene JAC1). Bases 1 to 735 code for a protein of 244 amino acids. Gene Ontology annotation, biological process: [2Fe-2S] cluster assembly; protein complex oligomerization. Gene Ontology annotation, cellular component: mitochondrion. NCBI's taxonomy places the organism in Eukaryota, Fungi, Ascomycota, Dothideomycetes, Pleosporales, Didymosphaeriaceae. The transcript has a single exon. Gene Ontology annotation, molecular function: ATPase activator activity; protein-folding chaperone binding. The record is from RefSeq and is a predicted model, not a curated record.